ACUUUUUUUGUAGUCAAACUGGAAAAAAGUCACAGAAUUCCAAUAAAUAAAUUGCCACUCCUUUGAGGAGAGAGUAAUGUGUUCUUCUAUUCUAAACCUGCUGAAACUUUGGACCCUAUUUUUUCUUGAUUCGCCAAGAACAUGAUUGCGAAUAUCCCAAAACUAAUAUCUUCAAGAAAGUUCGACAGAGUUGAUGAAUUGGAACAGGAAUGGCAAGAGAACUACGUUAAUGUGCUGGAAAAGUGCAAAGACAAAGCACAACAGCAAGUCACUAAUAUUCUCGUAUCUGCCGCGAUGACUUCAAACGAAGAACAUGCAAACAUCACGACAGGACUGAUUUACGGUAUUUUGGUGGAUCGGAGUUCGGCUUAUUUGUUUUUAAAUUGCUUAGGUGUUUUGACUCGAGACAAAUUCUCGCACUGCGUUUCCCAGAUGCGUCGUUUGAUCUUGGAACGUUAUUCACGUCUUGAGGACAGUAUUAAAGAACAAUGCGUGUGGCUGGUGAUUGCUCUCAUUACCCUAGGUGCCCCGGAUGUAGAUCGGUUGGUGGCGGCGCUGCUGCGAUACAUUGUGACUGGAAGUACUCAAAAAUCGAAUAUUUGGCUGAUUCAGCAAAUCCUGAGUCUGCUCACAAACUAUAAAGAUUGGUUCUACGAGCAGACCAAUUUGAUUCCAGUCGUUCUAUAUACCUUACUAUCAGUGAUAGGUGAUCAUACCAAAUCACAAUUUGACUCUAUGAGAGAGCGGGAAGUAGAGUUGUGCGUUAGGCUCUUGAGAGAAAAAUUCGAUUUGUGCAAACUCAUAGGCAGGGAUCUCAUCAGAAUCCUAUAUAACGUCUUACGCAUUCCGGAGUUGGAAAAAGUAUGGAAAGACGUUAUUAUGAGCAAUCAAACGCCCUCUACGCCUUAUCUUCGAUCCAUAUACUUCACACCUACUCCGAAACACAUUCUAACAAGCAGAAUCACCCCUGAAGCUGAACAUUGGCUACGUUGGAUGAUGCAUCACGUUCGAGCGGGGAACCAAAAACGCUACCAAAUUUGGUUCUCCAAACGGCACUUUGCCUCUCCGGAGAGUGAGGCACUGAUUCCAGAACUUAUUCGUUGGGUUUGCGGAGCUCAUCACCCAUCCAACGCCAUCCUUCAGUCGGAUAUUGUUCCUAGGUGGGCCAUCUUGGGAUGGCUUCUCACUAGUAUUAAAACACCCUAUAUUGCCACCAAUGCCAAGCAAGCAUUAUUCUAUGACUGGCUUUUUUUCGUCCCUAACAAAGAUAAUAUCAUGAACGUGGAGCCAGCAAUGCUUCUGAUGAUGAAUUCCCUCAAUCAAUAUGUUGACAUUACAAUCAUGCUCGGAGAGUUUCUGUUUAAUGCGGUCGAAUCGUAUAUUCAUUUGUCCUACCAACCUAUCAGAGAGGAUAUAAGAAGAGGAAUCUUGAACUCCGCGAAAAUCAUGCUUGACAAAAAAGUAAUAUCCUCUCUAGAUCCCCUGCUCAAUUGUCCCCAAAUUCCCCAAAGCUGGAGAGACGCUAUGAAAAAACUUCUCGAUGUGUCGAGCAUAUCGCCGAAUGGACAACCGAGGCUCCCGUAUCCACAGCAAGCAAUACCUAUGGCUCUAAAGAAUAGACCCGUUCAAGGCGGCUUAGCCGCCAGCGCGAGCAACAUCUCAGAUCCCUCGCUGCCCCCUUCCAAUGAGUCCAAUGCAAACGGAAAAAUGAAACGAGAUGAUUUGUACAAAAAAAUUGUUUCUCCUCAUCCGGCCCACCAUCACACAGAACAACAACGACAACCCAAGAGACACUCGAUUGCCAGUACUAGCACGGCAAGUACUCAGCAAUCAGAGGUGACAUCUGAAAAUGACACUGCAGCUCAGGUCGCCAGCUCAGCAUCAAAAGAGGCGAGUUCUUUGACCUCUCUGAGCGAACCACCGCGUCUGGAUCCAAACGGUUCAUCCAACACCUCCAACACCGAUUCAAGGACGAAAGUUAUCCCACCUAAGGCUCCUAGCUCGACCCCUUCUGACCAAGACGACGAGAGUCUAUUUCAGACUUGGAAAGCCGCCGUCUUUUUGACCCAGCCGCCUUCUUCUUCUAAUCAACCCUCCUCCGCCGCGGCCCCUAAAAGCCAAGUCUUGACACAAUCCAAAUCGCCUGAAUUAGUCGAACCCUACAGGAAUAUAUUAGGACAGCUUUCAUCCGCUGUCAAAGUUGGCAACUACUCUCUGGCAAGAACAGCCCUUGAAUCUGUGAUAUCCCUAUAUGCAAAGCAAACGUCUUCUGACAACAAUCAUGAGGAACAAUCAUUUAUACAAGUGGCUGAAGUCUUGGCAGAAUCCCUUAUUACUGUACUCUCCAGCGAACUUCUGGACUGUUCAACGUCCGAAACACUACCUAAUAUAGGACUUCCGCUACAAACAACAAGUCACUCACCUAUCCAUAAGGGCCUCUUUGGCGUUUUCGGCCAAAACCCCGACUCAGCGUCCUUGCUUCACCUUCUCACUUGCCUCCGCUCUAUUGAACCCACUUACGGCUACCGAUACCUGUGUUAUCUCAUAGAAAGUCAACCAUUUUACUCAGACAAAAAAACGACCCUCCCUGGUAGCUCGGAGCCUAUUUCUUCCUGCGUCCAAACCCCCAAAAAAGAAGCCGAAAUUUCAACCGAUGAUUUUGCUAAUUAUGUCUAUUCAUUGAAACAAAAAAAAGACUUCAAACCCCCCCCCGACUCUGAAUCAAUAUGCGUUGCCACGUUUAUGCAGCCAUACGUUCGCUGGCUACAAUACAGAUGCCAAAAAACAAAUUUACCUUCCGACACAACUACAAUAGAAGACCAUUUCAGUGAGGACGUCAAGAUCUUGGCCAAAUCUGACUUAGAUCUGUUCAACCUUGUAUGCCCAUAUUUGUUUAUGUAUUUGACCGAAUACGCAGUGAGUAAUAUCAAACUCAUUAAAUUACUCGUCUCCUGCUGCUUUCCGACAUCUCUGCGUUCUUACGUCAUGGAACUCUCCACAAAUAAUUACGAAAUCAUAGGUGAUCAUGCCAAAGAAGUAAUCCUACAAAGCCUCGAAUGGGACUCUAUGUCGCAAUAUUGCCUCUGGUGUAUUGUCAAUGCAGAAUUCUAUCAAGCCUCCGACUUUCUGAUCGAACAUAUACCCUCAAUCCUCGACCGCAUUGAUGUCGACCAACAUGCUGAAUGUCUUGUUGGGCUUCAACAAUUUCUCGCCCUCAUCGAGCCCUCUCGCCUAAUAACAGAUGCCAUCCUGUUUACGCCUUUCGAACUCGAUAGAUUUGUCGUCUCCGUGCUCACUCGCUGGGCACUCUGUGAAGGCGACCGAACCGCCCUUCUUUGCAAAUCCAUAGGCCAAACUCUGGGCGACCUCAUUAAAAACCGGUUUUCUGACACAAAAAAAAAAAUUUUUGCCAGGCGAUCUCUGAUGCAUUUGUUCGUAUGGUACAUCGAACUUAAAGAGGAAAUCGUUAGGUCCAUCUUCGCGGACACCCCUCUCCGAAGCAAGAUUGUGCAGCUUAUCAAGGCAUAUGAACUUCAAACGGAGUUUUCUGUUCUUCUCAAAAUGUGCCAAAAUCAAUGCAUCAAAAAUUACAAAAAACCUGCAGUUAAAAAACGCAAAAGAGACGUAGACGACUUAGACGAUCCGGAAAGUGCAAACGAACAAGAAAGCAAAUACCAAUCUGACGAGGAAAAUGAUAGUUUUCUCGCUCAAAGAAACGAGAUGAAAAAAAAAAAACUGGAUAAGCUUGCCUUAAAGAAGACAAAAUCGGAGUAAUUCUUGUGCUUAAGCAAAAACUAACGGUCAACGUAAAAAGAAAUUGUGGACAAUUUUUGUACCAACGAAUUUGAACGGUUCUGAAUUAAGUGAGAAUUGUAAAUCUUAUGCUCUAUAUUACCAACAACAGCUUUAAAACCGUCAUUUAUAAGCUUUACAGUCAAGCUCUUGCUCUGUAAAAUAUUCAAAAUGAUCCAGACCCAAAAUUCGCUACAAGACUAGACCAAAUUCUGGUCGCGCUGUUCUUAAAACUCCAACGCUUUUAUAGUCAAUAAUGUUUUCAUCGGUUCUAAAGCGUUGUUCACUUUUUAACGAAAGUUUCUAAAUUUAAUAGAAUUAUUUAAGAUGUAAUAUACACAGAGAUUUUGUGCACAAGAGAUGAUAGCUUUUGGCAACAUUAGACAUGAAUGGUAUUGUUUUGGCUUAUUAAAAAAGAAAAUUUCAUCGUCUCGAACUACGGUGGUAGAACUUUAUUAUCUGUUCUUUAUAAAACUUUAUUGGUAACCCUUUCAGCAGUACCAUCGGUACUCUCA
Messenger RNA from Schistocerca gregaria, 4307 nucleotides. Its product is annotated as integrator complex subunit 3-like. Bases 142 to 3774 code for a protein of 1210 amino acids. The record is from RefSeq and is a predicted model, not a curated record. Gene Ontology annotation, cellular component: cytoplasm. Lineage: Eukaryota; Metazoa; Arthropoda; Insecta; Orthoptera; Acrididae. The transcript has 2 exons.